AUGAAUGAACUUCUCACUGAGUUGAUUUCUUGCUGUGGAUCAUUGAAUACAGACAAGGCAACUGAAAGAAAGAGACAAGCUGAAAAUUUCAAGCGAAUUCUAACCCAGUCUAAAGUUAUACAGUGUCUGGAUAGCAAUUCUGACCAAAAUAAUCGAAGUGGUAGACUCUUCACAUGGGACCAUGUCUUCAAGGCUGUGCGGAAUUUCAUUGACAAAGAAAUUGACGUGCUGAGGAAAGCCAAAGGAGCAAGUGCAACAGUUAUCAGACGAAAACAAGAAAUCAGCACACUAUUUAAAUGGACAAUACGAAUUGCCAAUAAACGAGGAGAAAGACUCAAAUGCAAUGACAUCAUUGUACAUAUUAAAACUACUAUGAAUGAUGAUUUUACAUGUGAAGCAUUUGGUGUUGAUUAUAGUAAUGUAUUACUGAAGGAUGUCUUGGGAAGUAAGAAAUACUGGUGUGAUAUGAGUCAGAAAACAUGGAUGGGUUUAUUAUCAAUGUACUGCCAUACUAUACUGGAAUAUGCAGGUGGUUUUAACAGAGAUACGCUAUCUCAAAUUAUAUACGUUUUAAUUUGUGGUGCUACGACACAGUGCAAUGUACAAAAUAGAAGACUUUUUGAUUUUUUUACUGAAAUAACCAAACAUUUUAGAAAUGAGAAGAGUAGUAUAGUGUUGGUCAAUAUUAUCACAGCUAUGAAUAGUUUCUGCCAAUCAGUUGCAAUAAAUUGUAGAAGACUAAUUUGUAAACUUGGUGAAGAUGUAUUACCCACAUUGCUGUUUUUAUGGAGUCAGAGACCUUCACCAGAUUUAAAGAAUUUUAAGCCAAGAAUUAAUACAUCUGGUGAAGUACAUAACAGGAAGUGGUGGUCAACUACAUCUACUAGUUCUAGGGAAACCACUCUGAAGGAGAAUUAUGUUAGCCUAGCAGCUGAUGUCUGCCAUCAGAUAUUUUCUGAGAAAACCACUGAGAUUGAAGUUACUCAAAUGACAUUUGUCAAUACCCAACCUGGCAGUAGGAGUAAAAGACGACGCUUGGAAUCUGGUUGGGAAAUGAUACGAGACGCUCUCACGCAGCAAGGUCACAUGACAGAAACUAUACCAUGGUUGCAGUUACUGUAUGCUCUGCUAAGCCAACACCCAACUGGGCUGCCUUCUGAAGAGAUACAACCAUUUCUUAUCACUUUACAUCAACUUCUUACUGAAACAAAAAGAAACAAUACAACUGGCUGGCUUCUGGACUGCCUCAGUGCUCUUGCUUAUUGUCAGAGUAACAAAAUCCAAACUUUGUUUAUAACAGAGUCAUGUCACCCUCUAUGGAUGAAAGUAUGGAGUAGUACACUCAGGGUUGCCAGUCUACACCAUGCUGAAAAACAUGGAUUCCAUUUACUGUGUGUUCUUAUUGAAACACAGUUGGUAACCGCUGACAAAGAAAUUUGGAAAUUACUGGCACAUGGCACUUGUCAACCCACACAGAGUGCUGUACAGUGCCUUUCCAUACUUCUCAAACACUGCCAAAUUCCAGAGAACCUGGAACCAAAUGCUACCAUUGCCAUGGGAAUCGUCACUAGGAAUUUCCCCUUAAGACAUAUUUUACUAAAUUGGAUACUGCCAAAUGAAGAGAAUGGUGAUGUGUCUGAGAAGCAACAUAAAACAGUUGACAGACCUUCUGUCACUGUUAUAUCUGAAGUACUUGCUAUCCUGACUCAGCGAUGUACUAGUACAAUAUCACCAUGGAAACCACAGCUUGAACACUGCCAAAAUAAAGUUUUACAAGCGACUGAGGACAUUUACAUGAAGUCUAGUUUUGAUCUGAUAGAGGGGAAUCAACAUGGGAAGGAAUCAUUCCAGGAUAAUAGAAGACAGAACAGUACACUAAAUGUUGUAUUAAAGUCAUUGAUACGAAUGCUUGACGCAACGGCUGAUAGAUUAUUGGAGAUUACAUCCACUGAGGUUGUGCACGUUGAGAAUAUGGUUCAUCACUGUGCUGUUAUCACCAAGGUGAUGUCAUGGUUGCUAGGAUACCAAGCUAUAACCAAAGAUGAUUUGCAUCAUUCUAAGUUAUUCGGUCAAAUAAAACUGCUACUGAAAAGAAUAUUGAUGAGUAUCACUAAAGGGAGAAGAGAUGCUGAGACAGCUCAGAGAGGGCAGUCUUUGUUGUGUAGCAAUGUAGUCAGAGGCUUAAAGGAGAUAUAUACAUGGGAUGCUCAAGAUGCUGAUGACAACAUGACUGAUGCCGUGUCUUGGAUGGCAUGCACUUGUAGAAACAUCACACCUGCAGGGCUCGUAGAUUUUUUGCUCAAAAUAGCAAGUUGUAAGGGUAGUAACCCGCAAAGUGGUAACCGCACUUCGGUUUUCAUGACGAUGGCCGAAGAUGAGGUGGAUGGUUUCAUGGACGUUGAGUUUGAUACGCCAGGUGAUACAGACAAUGGAUUUGAUGAUUUCGGUGGAAUGAAUGGCGAUAAAAUGGAAUUGAUUGGCACAACAAAUAAUACCGCCAAGCAGAGUAUAUUGCUGACUGACAUAUUAACAGAGCCACAGAGACUGUGUUUGGACUGUAUUCGGUUACUAUGCACGUGGUGUGUUAGUGGUGCUACUGAUGAAAAUACUGUACAUGGAGUUGAUCCAGUCUUAGUGAAAGAACAGUUACUAGACUUGCUAGAUGAGGAGACGUUUGAUGUUUCUAAGCCAUUUGAUUUGCAGAUGUUCUUCACCAUAGGUGAUGGGUUCCUGGCAGAAUGUCCACAUGUUCUAGAUUCACAUUUAGAAAUCCUACUAGAUGCACUCAAAAGGGUUGCAUCAACACACAGAAAAGAUCAAGAGAUAUGUUCUGCAGUCCUGUUAUUACUUGCCAGGAUUAUUCCAUGUCUUAAUCCAUGCACAGUACAGGUGUCAGAUACAAUGGAAGAUGCCAGAGAAAUUGCCUUACACCUGCUAUCUGUCUUCUGGAAACUGCAAAGUGAUGGUCAGUACUCCUCAUCUGCAAGACUAAACUUAGUCAGGUGCAUGCAGGCUUUUAUACAGAUAGACCCACAUGGGAAAUGGGCAGUCAUGAAACAGAAAGCUAGAGAAAAAGGUGGUGGUGAUAGAGAUAUGGAUGUUUCAUUGGCUGAACAGUUUCCUGAUCUCCUGAAUGAUAGAUGCCAUGGUGUCAGAAUGCAGGUAGCUGAAGCUGUUACUGGACUCUUUGUGAUGAACAAGCCUGACAUUGAUGGCGAUGCCUUACAGCCCUUAUGUACUGAUUUGCAAGACAUGGCAUUUACAAAAGUUUUAGGGUGUGUACAAGAAGCUGCUGUAGUGCCCUCCUGCGUGAGUGUUGAAGAACAGGAUGACGAGAGAAGCAACCGUGUCGCUAGUCUGUUGAAAACACUUUCUACAAUUGCUUAUCAUAGUCCAGUCUGUGAAAAACGAUGUGUGUUUGCUCUGAUACAGGCAGUGAAGGAAAACAAUAUUGACAUUGAUCUUAUGUUGAAGGUCAUGAAAGGAAUAUCAUCUAAUUUGAAGUUUCCUGAUGUGCGUUCGUUUCUGGAUUCUCAUCUCGGUUAUAUCAUUUCCAAAUGGUUGGAAGUUGGUUAUGACAUCAACGACAUGCCAUUCAGACUUUUUAGUUGUACAACAAGAAAACAGUUUUUCAAACAGCACUUCAAAGUAAUGAUUCCAUAUAUAAUAAUGAACAAUAAGAUUGAAUUGGUACAGACACUGGGCGCAGAGUUACAGACUGACUGGAAACAACUGCUGGUAGAGUGCUUCCCACAGAUUAUUGUCCAUAUUAUACCAACAUUUGCACAUACCAGAGAAGGGGAGGAUUUCAGCAAUGAGCAGAAAAAGAGGAAAGCACAUGCCAGUCAAGUUUUAACGACCCUGCAGGAUAUCUUAACUCAAGAGGUGGUGGAGAAACUCAUACAGAGUCACUUAGAUGAAAUAGUAGUGGUAUUAUUAAUGACGCUACAUGAACCACACUCUUUAAAUAGUGACAUUGGACAAUUUGUAAAAGAUACCGACCCACAACCAAACCCACCAAGUUUUACGUCUUAUACCAUCAAGGCAACGUUAGAUUACUUGACUGAAUGUCACCAAGUCAGCGGUAGUAGCAACAAAUCACUUAUAUCGUUGCUGUCGAAAACACAGGAUAGUAUACAGAAGAUACUGCUUCAUCUACAUACUCACAUGGCAAGGGCACAUCACAUCCAUGAAAAGCGACGAGCUCUACUGAUGUAUAGACUAUUUGUUAUAUUGCUUCUGACUGAGCUUCACCUGGGUUUAGGUGGUACAUGGGCCUUUGUACUACAAGAUAUCAUUUAUACUCUGGUACAUUUCAUGGGUGAUGUCACCAAGUCGUCUGAUUUAAUCUUGUUGUGUAUUGAUUUGUUACACACAGUGUGUGAAUCGGCCACUAAAUGCUGUUAUGAGGAAUUCGGCAGACAUCUACAUGUCAUCGUAACAGCACUUAUUCCCCAUGCAGAGGAGGACACUGACGUUGGAAGACAGGCUACCAGUUUGCUUGAAUAUCUGAUUGUAGAAAAUGAAACUAAACUAUCAAAGGCAAUAGAAGAAAUAGAUCCUCUACCUAGUUCUAUGCCGUUUGUAGAGGCACGAAAAAUACAGAACAAAGUCAAAUACAAUGGAAGGUCUUUCAAUUUACUUGAGGAGAUUCAUCAUUUUCUGAGAGUUGGUCACACCUGUAAAUCGUCCAAUAGACUGGAAGGUCUCAAGUAUCUGAGACAACACCUCGCUGAUAAGAAAGACGAUUUAGCAGUACUGGUGUCACAGUGUGAAGAAAAUCCAUCUGAAAGCACUCUACUACUGCUCAUCUGUGAUCUGAUACACCUGGUCCAAGUCGGUAACUAUGGCCAUGGUUGUCAUGGGAACCAGAAAGCCAUUCAAGAGGAAGCUGGCAGAUGCCUUGGAGAGAUUGGUGCGGCAGAUCUUUCAACUAUAGCACUCAAGUACCAAGACACUAAUACAAGUUAUAGUACAGCUGUGAAGGUGUACAAGGGUAACAGUGGCAAGAGGAGAAACAGCAUAAUUAUACACCUACUGCAAGAAUACCUGACAGAUCCAAGUGUUGAUAUUGUGAGUGCAUCUGCUGAUUGCCUGAAAAAUAUUUUCUCUACUCCAUCUGGACGAGUAUUCUAUGAAGACUACAAAUCACGCAAUAUUGACAGUGUCUUGUUUUAUCUACAUCCAUUCAAACCUCAUAAGAAAAGCAUGUUUGCGUUGCCAACAAUUUCUGCCGAUAUGGAGAGUUUUUCAGCAAAGAUUGGCGAUCCAUUGUUAUGGAUACCUGAUCAUGGUAGCCAUGACGAUUGGAUCUGUAACCUAGCAACUACUUUGAUAAAUGAUGGUGGAAUUAAUGAUGAGUUCUUACGACUUCUAACUCCCAUAUGUAAAGUGAAGGUAAGUAUAUGUGAGCGUGUAUUGCCCUUCCUAGUUCAUGAGAUACUACUGAUUGGAAAUGAGACGUACAAACAGGUGUUAUCACAGCAGAUACAAGGGUUCUUUAGUAGACAUUGUGGGGACCUAGAGGACAGUAGUAAGGCUACAACACCCCUCUUAACACAAGGGGAAUCAAGUUGCACUGGCAAGAUUACCAAGCAGUCAGUUAGAACUAUGCUGGAUGUUAUACACUAUCUUAGAUUACAAAAUAAACCAAAAUUUGGGAGAAGCAAAGCACCUGUAACUGUGUGGAAUAAUAACUUCUGGUUAGAUAUUGAUUAUGUACUGAUUGCCAAAGCAGCCCAGAGCUGUGCUGCCCAUUUUACAUGUGUUCUCUACUCUGAAAUAUGGUGCGAUAUAGAAAAGUCUAAAAUGAAUGCAAAAGAAAAUGACGAAGAAGUGAGUCAAGGAAACAGUCAAAACAGUAUGGAAAUAUUGAGUAAUUUAUCAACGAGUUCACCUGUUAAUGUACAGUCACUAUUACUAGAAGCCUAUAGUAGUAUAGGAGAACCAGAUGGUGUAUAUGGAUAUGGUGCUGGUAGAUUGACUGAUACUACAGCCAGGAUCCAUACAUAUGAGCAUGAACAUGCCUGGGGUAAAGCAUUGACAGCCUAUGAUUUAGAAAUAGAGACACCACUUAUGUCAACUCAGAUUGGUUUACUGCAUGCUCUUCAGAAUUUUGGCCUCAGUCAUACUCUAAAUACAUACUUAUGUGGUCUUGAGAAAAAAUACACAGAACAUAGUAGUGAGCUAUGUGAGUUCCAAUACCAAGCUGCAUGGAGAAAUUGUCACUGGGACUUUGAGGAUGGAGACAGAUCAGCUGAUGCUAAUUUGCAUGUUGGUUAUCACCAGUCACUGUAUAAUAGUGUGUGCGCCCUCAGGGACAGGGAAGAGAAGAACAUGUUGGCGUGUCUUAGCCAGGCUAGACAUGAAGUUCUUAAAAGCUUGAGUGAUGCCAGCUUGGAAAGUAUUCGUAAUAUCUACACUUCUUUGGGUCAAUUACAGUCACUGGUGGAAUUAGAAAACUUUGCAGAUAUGAUGUUACAUCACAUUAACAAAUUGGAGAUGCUUCAGCUGAAAUGGAAUUCACAGUCUGCAAUAGUCGCACAGAAUGAUUAUGAGUUCAUUGAACCCAUCCUGGCAUUAAGAAACGUAUUACUGCAUGUUUUAAUGGAUAAAAACAAACAGGGUUCAAGCACCCACAUUGGUGGUAAGGUCCUGGAUGGUCUUGUCAAACAUCUGGAAUACACCGCUGCUAUUGCAAGGAAAGCUAAUAGGCCGCAGGCAGCAGAGAGGGCCAUCUUUACAUUGAAACAGCUGGACCAGCAGAGUUGCGCAUCAGACAGUAGCGUAUCUUGGUCUUGGCAACUAGAAGAGUCGAAAAUGUACUGGGACAGAGGAGAGCAGAAUACAGCGCUGCAUAUUAUGAUGCAGCUUGCUGAAAAAUUGAGCAAAAUUCAUACCAGGAACAGAUCAUUAACUAACGUUUAUGCCCAGGUACUUGGUAUCCAUGGCAACUGGUUAGCGGAAACUCAUUCUGAGAGUCCUAACAAUAUCAUGACAGGCUUCUUAGAAAAGGCGGUUAAUUUAUAUGAAGCUAUCGGAGACACCAGUCGUGAAGCAAUGGACGCUUACCUAGCAGUCGGCAGAUUUGCCGACUCCCAGUAUCAAACAAUUGUCAAUUACAUGAAAUCAACUACAUUUGAAUUAAAACAAGCUUUACUGAAGAAAUCCAACGCUGAAUUGAGUAAGCUGGAAACUACAGAAAAUCAGAGAAAUAAGUAUGUAAUGACUUUGAUGAAGCAGCAACAAUUUGACCAACAGGAAAUGGACAAUUUAAAGUUUGAUAGGGCUACAUACUUGGACACUGCUGUAAACAACUAUCUGCGCUGUUUGCAUCUAGGGGACUAUCAUGACAUGAGAGUCUUUCGACUCUGCUCACUGUGGUUUGAAAAUUCACAUGAUAAGGAAGUGAAUGAGAUAUUGAAAGAUGAAUUACCAAAAGUGCAGAGUAGAAAGUUUUUACCGUUAAUGUACCAGUUAGCAGCAAGGAUGACAACUAAGACACAACAGAAUGAAUAUUUCCAUUCUACUCUAAAUCAGCUGAUUGAGAGGACGACUGUUGACCAUCCACACCAUACUCUGUUUGUAAUACUGGCACUGAGUAAUGCAAAUAAAGAUGAAAUCCUGACAGCACCAAAGAAAAAACGUAGCUCACUAUCAAUAAAUAAGACUGCUACUAGCACAACAAAUGGGGAACGAAUGCAAGCAGCAAAGAAUAUGAUUGAAAGGCUACGCAAUGAACGUGGAGCAAUCAUACAAGCAAUGGAAAAACUGUGUGAUGCAUAUAUAAGUGUGGCUUACCAUGAUGUUGGACAACAAAAGAGGGACACUAAACCCAUCAAUUUACCUUCUCAUCUCGUGCUACCCAAGCUAAAGGAGAUGAAUCUUGUUGCCAUGCCAACAGUGGACUUGGCGGUUGAUCCUAGUUGUUGUUAUGAGAACAUUAUUUACAUCAAAGCCUUUGAAUCUACUUUUCGAUUGGCGGGUGGUGUAAACCUGCCAAAGAUUAUCACGUGUAUUGCAUCUGAUGGAAGUAAGAAAAGACAACUAGUCAAGGGUCGUGAUGACUUAAGACAAGAUGCUGUUAUGCAGCAGAUGUUUGGAUUGGUGAAUAAAUUACUGCAGAAAGAACCAGAGACAAGAAAGCGGAAACUAACUGUUCGGAAAUAUAAGGUGAUACCUCUUUCUCAGCGUAGCGGUGUUUUAGAGUGGUGUGAGGGAACGAUGCCAUUGGGUGAAUAUUUGAUAGGAUCACGCAAUGACGGUGCUCACCAACGAUACUAUCCACAAGAUUUGCUACCAACAAACUGUCGAAUUAAAAUGAAUAAUGCCCAUAAAAGUGGACAUAAUAAUGAUAAAUACGAGGCCUACAUGGAAGUAUGUAACAAUUUUCAUCCAGUGUUUCGUCAUUUCUUCCUUGAGAAGUUUCAAGACCCUGCCAUAUGGUUUGAAAGGCGUCUUGCAUACACUAGAAGCGUGGCUACUUCAUCUAUUGUCGGUUAUGUUGUAGGACUUGGUGAUCGGCAUGUACAGAAUAUAUUGAUAGACUGUAAUACUGCGGAACUGGUUCAUAUUGACUUAGGUGUUGCCUUUGAGCAGGGCAGGAUAUUGCCAACACCAGAGACUGUUCCUUUCCGUUUAACAAGAGAUAUUGUGGAUGGUAUGGGAGUGGCUCAAGUGGAGGGUGUUUUCAGAAGAUGCUGUGAGAAGACGAUGAAAGUAAUGCACAAUAACCAGGAAUCUAUGUUAACUAUCUUGGAGGUUUUUCUGUAUGACCCCCUGUACGUCUGGACAUUAUCUCCAAUAAAAGCGAUGAAAUUACAACAAAUGAAACCAGACGCUGAUGCUUCUGAAUUGAAUAUCACAAACAUAAGCGAGAGGGACAUCUUUGACGGAUCAGGAGACAGUGCCGAAGGAAGUACAGAAGAAUCAAACAAGAUGGCGGAGAGAGUGUUACUACGACUGCAACAAAAACUGAAAGGAGUCGAAGAUGGUAUUGUUGUCAGCGUCAGUGGACAAGUAAAUAGACUUUUACAAGAAGCUAGGGAUCCCAAGAAUCUAUGCAAAUUGUUUCCUGGUUGGCAAUCCUGGAUUUGA
Molecule: messenger RNA, 9096 nt
Organism: Saccoglossus kowalevskii
Lineage: Eukaryota; Metazoa; Hemichordata; Enteropneusta; Harrimaniidae
Product: serine-protein kinase ATM-like
Biological process (GO): DNA repair
Molecular function (GO): protein serine/threonine kinase activity; protein binding
Source: RefSeq, a predicted model, not a curated record